Molecule: messenger RNA, 3536 nt
Organism: Epinephelus moara (kelp grouper)
Lineage: Eukaryota; Metazoa; Chordata; Actinopteri; Perciformes; Serranidae
Gene: klhl11
Product: kelch-like family member 11
Exons: 2
Coding region: 118-2241 (707 amino acids)
Molecular function (GO): protein binding
Source: RefSeq, a predicted model, not a curated record
GUAGAUACCAGCCUGAAUGUGUGAGCCUCCCGUUCACUCUCCAGCUGUGAUCCACUACGUUUAAAGACGGAAGUGAGCACUCCUGUUCCCGACCAGGUCCGUGAAAGCUGCGCAUGCAUGUCAGUUUUUGAAUGUUUAUUUACGUGUGUUAUUUAUGCCUACGAGUUCUUCCCGAAGAUAGUUCAGAGCCUUCAUUUGCCUCUGAGUCUAUCCCGCUGCGGUAUGGCAGCGGCGGCAGAAGCGGCGGAGGACCGGAGCGGCGGAGCGCUAACAGGUGACGGGGAACCUGAGGAGGCCGAGGAGUUCACCUGCUCGGCCUACUGCUCGGAGCUCUCCCGGCGGCAGAACGAGCAGAGGAAGUCGGGGCUGUUCUGCGACGUGACGCUGGUGUUCAGCUCCGGCAGGGUGUCAGAGGAGAAGAGGGUCCAGACCUUAUCCGCCCACCGCUCGGUGCUGUCCGCCGCGUCGCAGUACUUCACGCUGCUGCUGGGCGGACAGUACUCAGAGUCCGUGUCGGGACGAGUGGAGCUCAGAGAGUGGAGCUCACCUGCGGGGCCAGACCCGGACACCGUGGAGGGUGUCAUACAGUUCAUGUACACAGGACAGAUCAGAGUCACCACUGCUAAUGUGCAUGAGGUGUUGGAACUUGCUGACAGGUUCCUGUUGGCGCAGCUGAAGAGCUUCUGCGGAGAGUUUCUGAUGAAGAAGCUGAACCUUUCCAACUGUGUAGCAGUGCACAGCCUCGCCCACAUGUACACCCUGGACCAGCUGGCCCAGGGAGCCGCCAAGAUGAUUAGGAGAAACUUCCACAAAAUUAUCCGCCAUGAGGAGUUCUUGACACUGCCUUUUCAUUUGGUGCGGGACUGGCUGUCAGACUCAGGAAUCACUGUGGAUUCUGAACAGGAGUUGUUCGAGGCCAUAGUGAAAUGGGUGAACCAAAACACAGAGGAGAGAGAGACGCAUUUUGAGGCGCUGUUCAGACUUAUAAGGCUGCCUCAGAUUGCUCCAACCUACCUGACACGGGUGGUGAGGAAGGAGCCCUUAGUGGCAGACAGUGCAGCUUGUCAGCAGCUGGUGUCUGAAGCCCUUGAGGUCCACGCCGUGCACUUUGAGAACCUCAAAUCAGUUGAUUUAGAGCUCUCUGCCUCCAACAUGGCGGCAACCCAGCCUCGCCUCGGCCAGAACAUGGAUGUUAUCAUGGUGGUGGGUGGUGUUUCAGAAGGUGGAGACUAUUUAAGUGAGUGUGUGGGCUACUUUGUCGCUGAGGACCGUUGGGUGAACCUGCCACACAUUCACAACCACCUUGACGGACACGCCAUCGCAGUCACUGACAGCCAUAUUUACGUGGCAGGCUCAAUGGAGCCAGGCUUCGCCAAGACGGUGGAGCGCUUCAACCCCAACCUUAACACCUGGGAGCAGGUCAGCAGCCUGACCACCCGCAAGCACUCCUUUGGCCUCACGUGUGUCAAAGACUUGCUCUACAGCAUCGGUGGUCAUGGCAACUUCAGUCCAGGCUUUAAAGAUGUCACUGUGUACGAAGCUGAGCAGGACGAGUGGCACAAUCUCGAGCCGGCGCCGAAGAUAUUACGAGAUGUGAAAACAAUAAGCGUGGAGAACCGCUACAUAUACGUGAUGGCCAGGACUCCUGUAGACAUGGACAAUGACGAUGGACUGAGCACUGUGACCUCCUGCUACGACACAGAGAGUCACAAGUGGCAGGAAGUGGACUCCUUACCGCUCAUUGAUAAUUACUGCAGUUUUCAAAUGGCUGUCGCACACACCAACUUCUACCACACAGCCUCCUGUUGCGCUAAGAGCUACAAGAUAACAGCUGAGGCAGCUCAGCAGAAAAUAAGCAGAAACAUCUCUGAUGAAAUCCUCGACAGCCUCCCCCCAGAGGUCCUCAGCAUGGAGGGCGCUGCUGUCUGCUACCUGGGUGAAGACAUAUUCAUCAUUGGCGGGUGGAGGAACUGCAACAACAUGGACAAGCAGUACCGCAAGGAGGCCUACCGUUACUGCGCUGAGAGGAAGCGCUGGAUGCUGCUGCCGCCUAUACCCCAGCCACGCUGCCGAGCCGCAGCCUGCCACGUUCGCAUCCCGUACCAUUACCUACACGGCUGCCAGCACUACCCCAUGCCCCAGAACCUGGCUCGCCAGCGAGACCGCAUGCAGCAGAUGCAGCAGCUCCAUCGCCGCACGCUCACUCUGCGCAGACAGCUGCAGUCUCAGAUCGAAUGCUGAGAGCCUCGAAUUGUCUGCACUUAAAGCCGGAGUGUGGAACUUUUGUCUGUCCUCUCAGGGAGUGAGAGAAGUUACACAAACACUGCCAUCAUGUGUUUAUGACCUAUGCCUGCAGUUGAGCUCGCCACAUCUCCCCCGCCCCCAGGAGCACCCUCCUCAAGUCUUUCUUGCCUUCUUUAAUCCUUCCUUUGAACUCUUUUUUUCCUGGAGCAUCCACACCAGACACUUUUCUUCAGAUCUGGCACCACAGCUUCUGCCAUACCUCUAACUGCUGCUCUUUUGCUAUGGUCUCUCUCUCCACUUCCUGUCCCCUUUAGUUUUGGCUUGUUGACAUAAAACAGUGUCGUACAGUUGCAACAGACACCAGACAACACAACUCCGGUAUGCUGCAAAAUUCAGAGGGCUGCAUGACAUGCCAUUAAAAAAAAAUGCGAUAUGAGUUGCAGUUUCAGUGGGUAAACAGUAAUUUAUGCAAUUAAUUUUCACUGGAAAAAAAAUACGAUGAUGAUGUGAUUUUUUUUUCUGGGGUCUGUACCAAACAUGCAUGUUCCCUUAUGUCUGGAAUAUGAUUUAUGGGCCGGGUCAUCGCUCAUUGUAAUGGUAUGUUAAGAUACAUUUUACCUUUGUCGAAAAAUUGCAGUUCCUGCGAUUCAGAUAUUGUUCUUGGCCAUAUUGAAAUUUCAAUAGCAUUUGUUAGUUUAGUUGUGCAGCCUCACAGAGAGCUUUCCCUGUCCACGAUAGGCUUAAUCAGCACUGUGUGAACUCGUUUGGCAAAGGUGUAAAUAUAAUGGACGUUUGUUUGUACGUAAAAGUCCUUCACUUCAGGGUUAAUCUGCUGAUAAAUGGGUUGUUUCUACCGCAAGACAUGUAUCUUAUUUUAUUGCCUUGUCUGCAUGGGUUUACCUGGAGCUGGUUUGCACGAAACCAGUUUGAACUACUGGUGUUUGCUGCUCUGUGCACCAACUAGGUCCAGUGGGAGUUAGCUAGUGGCUCUGCUUAUUUCAAUCAGGAGAGACUUGUCUUUCAUGGAAAAAAUGUGGAAAGUCUUUGGUGAUUAGACCUCAUCAAGAUGGUAUAUAUUAAAGGAGAGUGAUGAAUCCGUAGUCGAAUAGGGAACCCCCUGGGGUCUAGGCGCUGGUGGUGGAAGAGGUAUUGAAGACGAGAUGAGAGGAAGAUGGAGAAGUGCUGACGAUCUGGAUGAGUAGAGGGAUGAGUUUGUUGAGCUCGUCCUGGACUCUGGAUACGAUGGCUGGAGGUGAAUGGGGUGAAAGAGGGUGCGACAGUUUUGCCUAAAA